AAGGGAGCUAGCUGCUUUCUCCUAGGACUGCUUGUGGGUGUAGGAAGCUGUGACUGAGCUGGGUUUGGAAAGAGGGAUUACCAGCCAGUCCAAGACAUGUGAUGACUUGACUGUUUACCCUCCGGGGCAUUCUGGGUACAUUAAAGAUAUAGUCUAUAUUUAACUCAGCCUCUGAAAUCGCACUGGGGGACUUUUCAGUCCUUCUCAGUCAUGCUCUUAGUUCAAAAUUGAAGUGGAUUUCCUUCACAUUUUCUACAUUAUGUCCUGGGAGUCAUAAACAAGAAGCAAACAGUGGAUUGCAAAAAGAGUGAUCCAGAUCAGCCUAACAGCCCGAGGAAGGCUUAGUGAGAGGAAAAAAAGAAACAAGCACAUCAAAAACCAAAAUCAAAACAAGGAGCCCCUUUUAUGGCUACUUCUGAUUGACCUGGGAAGCGUGUCAGUCUCGGCGCAUCUCCUAGAGACCCUGGAAGGAAGACUGGGUCACGUGACGCUCCCCGCCCCCUCCCCAUGACGUCACUCCCGCGUUGGCAGCCGUAGCCCGGGAGAAAGGAUGCUCUCUCUGUCGGUGGGGCUGGGCUAAGCGAUGUUGCAUUGCAGGUGUUAUUAAUAUGGUUAAUGCAGGAGAGAUGAAUGGGUCUGGUAACCUGAUGGAUUUCCUUGAUGAACCUUUUCCUGAUGUUGGAACCUAUGAGGACUUUCACACUAUUGACUGGUUAAGGGAAAAAUCACGUGACACAGAUAGACAUAGGAAGAUAACUAGCAAAAGCAGAGAAUCCAUAUGGGAGUUCAUCAAAAGCUUGUUGGAUGCUUGGUCAGGAUGGGUCGUGAUGCUUCUCAUUGGUCUUUUGGCAGGUACUUUGGCGGGAGUCAUAGAUUUAGCUGUGGACUGGAUGACAGAUCUAAAAGAGGGAGUUUGUCUAUCUGCAUUUUGGUACAGUCAUGAACAGUGUUGCUGGACAUCCAACGAGACCACUUUUGAGGACAGGGACAAGUGUCCAUUAUGGCAGAAAUGGUCUGAGCUUCUGGUAAAUCAAUCAGAGGGUGCAAGUGCAUAUAUUUUGAACUACUUUCUGUACAUACUAUGGGCUCUCUCUUUUGCGUUUUUGGCUGUCUCCUUAGUCAGGGUGUUUGCGCCAUAUGCCUGUGGUUCUGGUAUUCCAGAGAUAAAGACUAUCUUGAGUGGUUUUAUUAUAAGAGGCUACUUGGGAAAGUGGACGCUCUUAAUCAAAACUGUUACUCUAGUCCUGGUGGUAUCUUCUGGCCUAAGCCUUGGAAAAGAAGGCCCUUUAGUACAUGUAGCUUGUUGCUGUGGUAACUUCUUCAGUAGCCUGUUUUCCAAGUAUAGCAAGAAUGAGGGAAAGAGAAGGGAGGUACUUUCAGCUGCAGCGGCUGCUGGGGUCUCUGUUGCCUUUGGUGCCCCAAUUGGGGGUGUACUUUUCAGUCUUGAAGAGGUCAGUUACUACUUUCCUUUAAAAACUCUCUGGAGGUCAUUUUUUGCUGCCCUGGUGGCUGCUUUCACACUGAGGUCCAUCAAUCCCUUUGGGAACAGCCGUCUGGUUCUUUUUUAUGUAGAAUACCACACGCCCUGGUACAUGGCUGAACUCUUCCCCUUCAUCCUCCUUGGUGUCUUUGGAGGUCUCUGGGGGACCCUUUUUAUUCGCUGUAACAUUGCCUGGUGUCGAAGACGGAAGACCACACAGCUAGGAAAGUAUCCCGUGCUGGAGGUCAUUGUGGUGACAGCCAUCACUGCCAUAAUUGCCUACCCUAACCCAUACACUCGCCAGAGCACCAGUGAGCUCAUCUCGGAGCUGUUCAACGACUGUGGAGCUUUGGAGUCCUCCCAGCUCUGUGAUUACAUCAAUGACCCCAAUAUGACCAGACCUGUUGAUGACAUUCCUGAUAGACCAGCUGGGCCCGGGGUUUAUACUGCAAUGUGGCAGCUGGCUUUAGCCCUCAUCUUCAAAAUCAUCAUUACAAUAUUUACUUUUGGCAUGAAGAUCCCUUCAGGCCUUUUCAUUCCCAGCAUGGCUGUGGGAGCCAUGGCGGGCAGAAUGGUGGGGAUAGGAGUAGAACAGCUGGCUUACCACCACCAUGACUGGAUCAUCUUCAGGAACUGGUGCAGACCUGGGGCAGACUGUGUCACUCCUGGACUUUAUGCAAUGGUGGGAGCUGCAGCCUGUUUAGGUGGAGUUACCCGAAUGACUGUUUCCUUGGUGGUGAUCAUGUUUGAGUUAACAGGAGGUCUGGAGUACAUUGUACCGCUAAUGGCAGCCGCCGUGACGAGCAAGUGGGUAGCAGAUGCUUUUGGAAAAGAGGGAAUCUAUGAGGCACACAUCCACUUAAAUGGUUACCCAUUUCUAGACGUGAAGGAUGAAUUCACUCACAGGACACUGGCAACUGAUGUCAUGAGGCCCCGGCGCGGGGAGCCGCCACUUUCCGUGCUCACUCAAGACAGCAUGACAGUGGAGGACGUGGAGACACUGAUUAAAGAAACAGAUUAUAAUGGCUUCCCUGUGGUGGUUUCCAAAGACUCAGAACGCCUCAUUGGCUUUGCCCAGAGAAGAGAACUCAUUCUUGCCAUAAAAAAUGCCAGACAACGACAGGAUGGGAUCGUGAGCAAUUCCAUCAUGUAUUUCACUGAAGAGCCCCCUGAAUUGCCUGCGAAUAGCCCCCAUCCCCUGAAGCUGCGGCGCAUUCUGAACCUGAGCCCCUUCACAGUUACUGACCACACUCCCAUGGAGACAGUGGUGGACAUCUUUCGGAAGCUGGGUCUCCGACAAUGUCUGGUGACUCGUAGUGGGAGACUGCUGGGCAUCAUAACAAAAAAGGAUGUGCUAAGACAUAUGGCCCAGAUGGCGAAUCAGGACCCUGAAUCCAUCAUGUUUAAUUAGGGCACUCCUACUUCUAAGGCAUGUGAAUAUUACUUUGGAGAAAAAUGGAACAAAAAAAAGGUUGCAUUGACAUCUUUUUAAAAAAGAAACUAAAAUGCCACCAAACCAAAAUGAAAACCUUUACACAGGGAGCAGCAUGGAACACAACUUUGAAAGGAGUUGAAGAAGAAUGAGACAUUUAUUAAAUGGGUAUAUAGGUUAGCACUUUAACCCUCUACAAAUUUCAAACUGUGUUUCCUUAAAGUGUUUACUAACAAUUCAACUGGUACCCAGGUAAGUAUAAAUAGUAUGGUCUAUACAUGGCAAAGGAGGAAAAAUAAUACUAGAGAAACAUAUCAAUCUAGAGGACCAUGUGGGAGGCCUUUAACUUAGGAACAAAUGUGAAGCUUCAAAUUCAAAAGCAAAGAGGAUAAGUAUGUAAACCUCUUUAUUUAUUUGUAACUGAAAUUUUGUUGCUUUGUUAUUGAAUCAUAAAAAGACAUUUGUCACUUACUUUGUUUUCAAAAUUAAAUUUGAAGAGAUUUAAAGCUGUAAAUAUGGAAAGAAAUCCACUCAUGGAAAGUCUUUUUUUUUUUUUUUCCUGUCUUCUCACAUAUAAUUAUUUUGGUCACCCAGUUGUAGCCUAGCCCAUUACCACAGCUGUGUUAAAAUCAAAGAUGUUUGGGAGAGUGAAUUUUUUCUCUAUGCAAGACUUAAGUCUUAAAACUGCACUAUGAAAGUAUUCUUGAGUUUGGCCCUGGAUUUUAUUGCUGUCUUUACAAAGAAACAAAACUGGUGAUUUAUUUGUAUCUGAGUUGCAUUAGCCUAAUUUCUCCAUUUCUCUUGAUUAAAUCUUCUUGAAUACAAUUCAGUUUAGCAUGGGUCAAUAGAAAUACUUUUGGCCACUAGCAUGCAAUAAAAACUUGUCCCAAGUUCCAAGUGGGGCAUAUAACAGCCUUUGUUAAUACCUUCUUGUCACCAGAUCUUUUUAAUUACUGUAGUCAAAUAGAAUAAAGGUUCAUAAUGGAAAGCCA
This is a messenger RNA of Sarcophilus harrisii (Tasmanian devil), 3904 nucleotides long. It is a transcript of the gene CLCN4, whose product is annotated as chloride voltage-gated channel 4. Gene Ontology annotation, biological process: chloride transport; transmembrane transport. NCBI's taxonomy places the organism in Eukaryota, Metazoa, Chordata, Mammalia, Dasyuromorphia, Dasyuridae. The record is from RefSeq and is a predicted model, not a curated record. Gene Ontology annotation, molecular function: voltage-gated chloride channel activity. Bases 609 to 2891 code for a protein of 760 amino acids. Gene Ontology annotation, cellular component: early endosome; Golgi apparatus; membrane. The transcript is spliced from 13 exons.